AGUCUAUCUGAAUUUCAAGUCGCCAUGUGUGGUAUUUGUUGUGUUGUUGCCUUGUCUAGCCAGCAUAGUAUUUGUGAUUACUUCAAUGAGGACCUGUACUGCCAUCUUAGAAGAAGAGGACCAGACAGCAGCCAACAAUUGAUAAAGACUGUGUCUGAGCCGUCCUAUAAGUGUCUUUUUUCUGGCCAUGUGCUUCACCUGAGGGGACUGAUGACUCCUCAGCCUCUGGAAGAUGUCAAUAAUAAUAUUUUGCUCUGGAAUGGAGAAAUUUUCAAUGGAGUGCAUGUAGGAGAUUCAGAGAACGACACUGAAGUUAUGUUUCGUCAUCUUGCGCUAUGCAGUAGUGACGCUGACUUCUUAACACUCUUCUCAUCACUUCGGGGUCCAUGGUCUUUUAUUUAUUACCAAGCAUCUGGACACAGCUUAUGGUUUGGUAGAGAUUAUUUUGGUCGUCGUAGUUUGCUUUGGCAGUUCAGUAAUGUGAGUGAUAGUGUUUUCUGUCUCACAUCUGUAAGUGUGAAUUUGGAAUCUUGUAACCGAUGUCAAGAAAUCCCAGCAUCUGGAAUUUUCAAAAUUGAUCUCAAAAGCUGUGUGACAACUAAAUUAUUGUCUUUAACGUUGUUUCCAUGGAAGUACAGUUGCACAGAGAAAACUCAAGAAGAAAUAUUCAUUGAUAUUCUGGAUCAAGUUUCAAAAGACUUACCAAAUCACAUCACGGUUGUGAUGAAUGAGUCAAAACUAUGUCUCAGCACACCAGUAAUGCCCUUAAACAGAGCCAUUUCUGAAGCCUCAGCUGAGUCUGCAAGAACUGAUACUAGCAACACGAGCCACGUGGCUUCCAUAGAAACUCUUCAGGGAUAUCUUGCAGAGGAGCACAAGAGAAAACUAGUCCAUCAGUUCAUUGAUGUUCUAGAUGAGGCAGUAAAGAGACGAGUUUUACUACUAGUUAGAGGUGAAGAUCAGAGAACAAGAGAAGUUGAGGGUGCUUCUCCCAGGAAGGCUCACGUUGCAGUGCUCUUUUCUGGUGGCGUUGACUCUAUGGUUAUUGCAGCCCUUGCUGAUCGACAUGUUCCUUUGGAGGAACCAAUUGACCUUCUCAAUGUAGCUUUCAUGCCAAAAGAACAAACUAAGCAAACACGUACCCCUAAAUCCUGUAUCAGCCAGGAAAUGCAGCUUGAUUUGCGUCGUGUUCAAGAAAAUCAUGAAGACCUUGAUGCUAAAAUUGGUGAUCGUUUGUCUUGCUUUGAUGUUCCUGACAGAAUUACUGGUAGGGCAGGACUGAAAGAAUUAGAAGCCCUUAACCCUUCAAGAACCUGGAACUUUGUGGAAAUUAAUGUCACAUUAAAGGAAUUGCAAGAAAUGAGACAACAAUUCAUAAAUCACUUGAUUUAUCCUCUGGAUACAGUUUUGGAUGACAGCAUUGGAUGUGCAAUCUGGUUUGCUUCCAGAGGACAGGGUUAUAUUAAUAAGAAAGGAGAAAUGAAACCAUACAGAAGUCCUGCAAAGGUUGUGCUUACAGGAAUUGGAGCAGAUGAACAGCUUGCUGGGUAUUCCCGACAUCGCGUUUGCUUCAGAAAAUAUGGCCUAGAAGGUCUGAAUAAGGAACUUGAAAUGGAGUUAGGUCGCAUUUCUUCUAGGAAUCUUGGUAGAGAUGACAGGAUUAUUGGAGAUCAUGGAAAAGAAGCCAGGUUUCCUUUUAUUGAUGAAGAUGUCGUUUCGUUCCUCAAUUCGCUGCCCAUCUCAGAAAAAGCAGACUUGACUUUACCUCGAGGAAUUGGUGAGAAACUGAUUCUGCGCCUUGGAGCCAAGGAACUUGGCCUUAAAGCUUCAAGCAUUUUGCCAAAAAGGGCUGUACAGUUUGGAUCUCGGAUUGCAAAACUGGAGAGCAACAAUGAAAAAGCACACCACACAUGCAACAGACUGAAGUUAUUUUAGUAGAUGAAUUAUAAAGCUAUAUCUUAAGAUACUAUUUAUCCUAUUUGUAAAUUUAGUAAAUCUUUGGGAUUUUUUUAACAAGUUUGGCUUAGUUUGUUUGUUUUAUGCAUUUGGGCAUUGUUACAAUCAAUAGAAUAAUACACAUAGUACAUACUUGUCCUAGACACAUUAUGAAUGUAUCCUUAGGGGAGAAGGGAAAGCUGGUCUCUGUGGAAUAGAAGAUAGCCAGAGGUUGGCAUUUCUUCUCCCCCUUCCUCAGCAAAGUGCCUACUGAAUCCUUCAGUCUGUCAGGUUAUGGUUUUAGAAGGGAGAAUGCGGUGAGGAGCUGACCUGGAUUGCUAGAGCCACUGAGAGCUGAGGGUUCUGGGCCACACUGCCUCUUAGGAGCUGUCCCCUAUGCAUCACACUUAACCUUUUGUUUUUUGAGGAACAGGCUGCCCUUGCCUCAGCUGUUGAGAGCUGCCCAGUGAGGCCUGUGCUCCUGUACUGGGUUGAUUGGUGGCCACAGGACUAAGGCUCCCUCUGCUCCCAGGAGAUCUCUGGGAUGAUCUCUGCAAUAUCUUCUUUGUCAUAGCUGGUUCCCUAACAUCUUGCUGCUUCUUUUAGCUUGAGCUCUGCUGCUUCUACAGCUACAAGGCAUCCCUUGUGUUUUUCAAGGAAGAUUGCUAAAAGAAAGCAAAUGCAGAAUAUCUAGCUUCAAAAAAAGCACCUGAGCUUUUUAUCUGGAUGUAAUCAUAUGGUGGAAAUACAAAUAUUCAUACUAGCAUAAAAUCUAGUUUUGCGCAAAGCAGUAUUUAGCUGUUUCUACAAAUAAUCUGUUGUAAUGGUGCAAAUAAAAUUUUACAUCAAUUUGGGACUGGGGAGAAUUACUACAGAAGCAUUACUACAGAAUGCUUCAGAACACGGGCAGUUUUCUGGUGCUCUGAGGAAAAUUGACUUGCUUGUAUGUUCUUUGACAUUGGCAAGAUUUAUUCCAUCACUGAUAGCAGAGAGAGAUUAGAUUCAAGGACCAUUAAUCUGACUAAAUGUGACCAUAAUUUGUUAACUCUGUAGUGGCGCUAUGGUGCCUCAUUUAGGAUUCCUAGAAAAAAGUUGUGUAUUUUAUACCCAGGAAAAUAGUUUCUUUUCCAAAAUAAGUCUUUCAAUUUUUACAAAUACAUAUGUACGUGAGAAAUAAUUUGGGAAGUGUUCUAGGUACUUUUAGGUAUUAGCCUUAAGAAACUAUGUGUAGUUGUCAAGCCAUGACCUGAAACAGUGAUGGAGCAUCUGAUGGGAAGGCAGGGCCAACACAGGGGAACUCAAGUGCAUGCAGUGUAUCUGAGUGAAGGGUGGAGCCAGGAUCCACCCCUUGCCAGAGCCCAUUUAAGGACUGGCAGAUGAGGGCAUCUGUCUGGAGGUCCAUGCAUACCUGAGGCCUUCUGAAGGGAAGCAGCUUCUUUCCCUUAUUUCUGUGUGUAUUGCUGUUGGAUUUGAGCAAAUCCUUGCUCCCUGCAGCCUGGUAUCUUGCUGCUCUGCUGUCACUGUUAUGUUAUCACUUCACAGCAUGCAAUUUGGUUUUAGCAUUUUUGUUUUCAGUUUAACCUAUUACUUACAAACAAUAAAUUCAUCAUUAUUCCUUAAA
This is a messenger RNA of Meleagris gallopavo (turkey), 3556 nucleotides long. RefSeq names its product asparagine synthetase domain containing 1 (gene ASNSD1). Lineage: Eukaryota; Metazoa; Chordata; Aves; Galliformes; Phasianidae. Gene Ontology annotation, molecular function: asparagine synthase (glutamine-hydrolyzing) activity. The record is from RefSeq and is a predicted model, not a curated record.